AUGUCGAUUUUCGCGGCGGUGCCCAAAGCCCCAGAUGAUCCCAUCCUUGGCCUUGUUUCUGCCUUCAAGGCCGACAAGGACCCAAAGAAGGUGAAUCUGAGCGUUGGAGCCUAUCGAACUGAGGAGGGCAAGCCUUGGAUAUUACCCUCGGUUGCUGCUGCGGAGCAACUGGUCCUUGAAACCGCACAGGACAAAGAGUAUGAGCCCAUCGACGGGAAGCCGGAAUUCAAACGCCCGGUGCAACAGCUGAUCUUCAGUGACGAAGUCAUUGAGAGCGGUUGUGUGGCCACGGUGCAAGCUCUGUCCGGCACAGGCUCAUUGCAGAUGAUCGCCCAGUUCAUGAAGUUCAUGGGUGUAAGUAAAGUUUGGGGUCCGGAUCCUACCUGGGGCAACCACCCAAAAAUCUUCGGCCGUGCGGGGCUCGAAUAUGCAAAAUACCCAUACUGGCAUCAAGAAAGCCGCUCCUUGAAUUUCGAGGGCAUGAUGGCCAGCAUCAAGAGCAUGAAGGAGGGCGACGCCAUUUUGCUACAUUCCGUGGCCCACAACCCGACAGGCGUAGACCCAACCCCGGACCAGUGGAAAGAAAUCGUCCUGGCUGUCCAAGAGAGAAAGCUUGUACCGCUGCUCGAUAAUGCAUACCAAGGCUAUGCUAGUGGAGACUUGGCACAGGAUGGCCUAGCCCAGAAGCUGUUCACCGAGUCCGGCAUGGAGUUCUUCAUCGCCCAGUCAUUUGCCAAGAACUUCGGACUUUACGGGGAGCGCAUUGGCUACAUUCACGUCCGUUGUGCCACGAAGGAAGCCGCUAGCGCUGUGCUCUCGCAGAUGAAAAUCGUCGUCCGACAGGCAUAUUCGAGUCCGCCCAAGCAUGGGGCAGCGAUUGUGAACAAGAUCCUGACCACACCGGAGCUGAAAGCAAUGUGGCUGAAAGAGCUCGGUUCGAUGUCGGAGCGCAUCGUAAAGAUGCGUGCAGCGUUGCGACAAGCGUUGGAGGCUUUGCAGACCCCGGGUACAUGGAACCACGUCACCGACCAGAUUGGCAUGUUCACUUUCACAGGCCUCACAAAAGACCAAGUCUCACGAAUGGUGAAGGACUUCCACAUCUACAUGACUGAAGACGGCCGCAUAUCGAUGGCUGGCCUAAACAUGUCGAACGUGCAGUAUGUUGCGGACUGUAUU
This is a messenger RNA of Symbiodinium pilosum, 1176 nucleotides long. The record is from the annotation of a GenBank genome assembly. Lineage: Eukaryota; Dinophyceae; Suessiales; Symbiodiniaceae.